AUGUAUGAAGACCGACUCUCACGCCUUGAACGAGCACAUAUCUCCUAUUUCGAGCCUGAGCCUUCUGUUCGGCACAGCUCUGAUUCCGAGGAAUGUCUCACUGGAGUUGAUACUCAACACAGACCUGAGGAGGUAAUUACCAACAUUGCCAACCAGGAUGGUGAAGAGGACACCCGUCAGACUAGUGAACAAGGCGGACAAGGUGAAGCUGCAAGUCCCAAGCGCAUCCCCAGACUUGGUUCACCCUUCCAAUUCAAAGACACCCAUCAGACCAGCGAAAAACACCAACAACUUGAAGACCCAAGUCCUAAGAUGCGCGUCGCUAAACUUGGUUCACCAUCUAAAUCAGAUACCCACCACACCAGCGGAAUGGACGAACAAGGUGAAGACUCAAGUCCUAAGAAACUCUUUGCUAAACUUGGUUCGCCAUUCAAACUCAAGCCUUUGCGAAAUGCAGUUCGUGCCUCUACAUCUGCAGUCCGUUCUUUCGGGGCUUCUGUCAAAGCUUCCGUCAAAGCUUCUCUCAAAGGUCAACCUCGAGCCACCCCCACCACGGUCAAUCCCUACGAUCCUGCAUCUUGGUCGUAUUAUUUUCCUUCCCCUCGCUCAUCAGCUCCUUCAUGGCAGAAGAAUCUUCCCCCUCCAGAUUGGGUGAUUCCGCCUUUCGGUAACUCCCCGACCAUCACCUUCAUUUACAGGAACCCAAAUCCUGGUCCUCCCCGAUCUCCAUCUCGUGGCGCUUUCGACACUCUUGACCGUUUUCCAUCCAAUGAAUCUCCGUACAUGCGUCCUAGCUGUUUUCCCAGGAUGCAUUCCGGUAAAUGUUUGUCUCAGAAAGUAUUUGAAGGUCCGGAUGAUUCACCGGCCCGUGUUGGUCCGUACGAAAGUUCUGCUUUUGCUUCCUCCUUUGCUUCCUCCGAUGAUAUCAUUUGUAGCGCACCUGUUGAGUCUCCCUUCGAGCGUCCUGGCUGCUAUCCCAGGGGACCUCAAGUAGAAGACUUCUCCCCGGUCCCUCCCAACGCGCCACGUCUGGCAUUUACAACGCUCUACAGAGAGCCUGGGCUCACCACGGAUGGUAAGCCAAAGACACCCGAGUGA
Messenger RNA from Penicillium soppii, 1098 nucleotides. RefSeq lists its product as uncharacterized. The record is from RefSeq and is a predicted model, not a curated record. The coding region runs from base 1 to 1098 and encodes 365 amino acids. The transcript has a single exon. Lineage: Eukaryota; Fungi; Ascomycota; Eurotiomycetes; Eurotiales; Aspergillaceae.